Corythoichthys intestinalis (scribbled pipefish) is the source of this 3690-nucleotide messenger RNA. It is a transcript of the gene fbh1, whose product is annotated as F-box DNA helicase 1. Gene Ontology annotation, cellular component: nucleus. The transcript is spliced from 21 exons. Gene Ontology annotation, biological process: double-strand break repair via homologous recombination; replication fork processing. The coding region runs from base 400 to 3306 and encodes 968 amino acids. NCBI's taxonomy places the organism in Eukaryota, Metazoa, Chordata, Actinopteri, Syngnathiformes, Syngnathidae. Gene Ontology annotation, molecular function: DNA binding; 3'-5' DNA helicase activity; ATP binding. The record is from RefSeq and is a predicted model, not a curated record.
UCUGGAGGACGACAAGCAGUGAGUGUGUUUUUUUUUUUGACGAACUUACAAACGGCUUUGUUGUUUUAAAAAAAAACGUCUUAUUGGCUGAAAUUGUGUGAACUCUAGCUAUUUCAAAGUACGCACUCCGUUGACAAUACCCAUAGCAAGUCGCGAAGCUAGCAAGAACGUCUCCAUAGGCUUACAACGUGCACAACAUAUUUGGGGUGAUUUUAUUUUCUCUUUUAUCUUUACUUCGACAAACCUAUCAGCCAUAUACUGCAAGCAUUGUUUUUUUCUUUUCGUGCGUAUACAUUUUGUGUUACGAGCGGCUGCAUGCAUGUAACUAUUCGUUUACAAUCGCUUGAGAAGCCAAUGUUGAUGUUUGGACGGAUGAGCUCGAAAUGAAAUAAAACGAGGAUGGAAGUGGCUCUUAAAGGACGGGCCAAGAGAAAGCAUUUAAAUGCAGAGGAACUGGAGAAAAGCCAAAUUGGUCACGAAGCCCUCACCAACCCUCAAGAUACAAGCAGAAACCCGAGUAGUACUUCUUACCUAAACCCAAGGGCAACUACAAAAAGACAGAAAUGCGUGACCGGCACAAAUGGAGGACACGAAAACGUGGUCACUUUGGAUGAGAACGACGGCGACUUGUCGCCGUCAUACUUUGAGGAUGAGCUUGAAAAUGAGAAUAUUGACUACUUGGAAGGGAUAACCGCCGAGAUGUUCGCAGACGAUUUAGACUUCUCAGAGAAGCUGGUACAGGAUGAACCCGAAGUGGAACCCAUGCCCGACGCAGCCUACGGGCUCUUAGGCUGCAGUAAGCAUCUGCUGCAACCUUGCGGCCGUGUGGACGACCUACCGGAGGAAGUGCUGUGGCAGGUCCUCAGCCUCAUUCCCGCUCGAGACAUGUACAGGAGUGCCGUACUAGUGUGCCGCCGCUGGCGCAACGUGAUUGAAGACACCAACUUUAUGCCCUACAAGAAAAAGUACUUUCGCUACAUGAUGCGGGAAGAAGCUACAACGGCGGAGGUCACGUCCUUGUUGAACCAGAUGAGCGACACCAAUCCAAUAAUGACACACAACCUGGUCAUCAUGAUGGCAAACCACCAGUUUGGCAAGAGGGUGAAUCCGGAGAAGGUUCUGGAGCGUGUGAAGAAGCAUCGUUUUUACCCUCAAGCGGAGGCGUCCCUCCAAUUACACAUUCGGAAUGUCCCGAAAUGCCCGAAUCUUCAAAUUGAGAAUGGCCCAAACCCGUUUGCCGCCAUGGCGGUGAUACUGCUCCUCAGCGAGAGUGUUGACGACAUCCUAGCGUUGGUGGAUCUGUUGAACGGCACUAUGUCGAGUGGGGCCGUCACAGAGUACCUCAGCCACGCGGCCAUGUUGUUGCUCGCCGCCAGGCGGAACAAAACUACACUAAUGCCAAAUGAACGCCGAGUACAGGAAAACGACUCUUUCGUUAGCGAAAGGUUGCAUUACAACGUCUACUAUGUGCUUCACUUGAGGGAGAACGGCCCGUUUUCUGUUUGCUCCUCGGAAGAUAGCAAUUCGCGCUUGCAAAUGACCGGCGAACAGCAGCAGAUCCUCAGCCACGACAUUCAGAAAGACCACGUGAUGAAGAUUGUCGCUUUUGCAGGCACGGGAAAGACAACCACACUAAUCAAGUACGCCGAGCAGCGACCGCAUCUCCGCUUUUUGUACGUCGCCUUCAACAAGUCAGUGGCGAAGGAGGCCUCGCAACGUUUCCCGUCCAACGUAGACUGCAAGACCAUCAACUCGCUGGCCUACAGAGACAUCGGAAGAAGGUACCAAAAGAAGCUGGCGUUUAAUUUGAACACAUUUUCCCUCAAUGCGGUUCUACCCAAAGGCCGAGGUGGGUUCCUCAAGGCUAAAAUAGUGCUCCAGACGCUCCAAAACUUCUUGUCGUCAGUCGAUCCCGCCAUCGGUCUGAAACACGUGCCGAGUGUUCAAGUACGUCUUCGAGGGUCUGUGAAUUACAUCAACGAAAGCGAAAAAGCAUUGUACUUGGAAGAUGCCGAAACAAUUUGGAUGAAAAUGAAGGACCCCAAAGUAACAAACGUUAACGGCUACUUCAUGACUCACGAUGGAUAUGUUAAAUUAUGGCAGCUCCAAAACCCAAAAGUCUGCCUCUCCGACCAAUACGACAUCAUUUUCCUGGAUGAAGCCCAAGACUGCACUCCGACUAUCAUGGACGUUCUGUUGCAUCAAAAAUGCGGCAAAAUUCUGGUUGGAGAUCCGCAUCAGCAGAUUUACACCUUCAGAGGAGCCAUUAAUGCGUUGCAAACAGUGGAGCACACGCAUAUAUACUACCUCACACAGAGUUUCCGCUUCGGCUCAGAGAUCGCGUUUGUGGGCGCUAGCAUCCUCACUAUGUGCAAGAAUGUGGAAAAAAUUUUAGUCGGGGGAAGACAGAAAGGCGGCGUACUGGAUGAAAAGUCGGCCCAAGCCCAACAGGAAAUAAUUGAAGGCAAAAGUCUCAGCAAGGGAUCCACCGCCAUCUUGUUCAGGAGUAAUUUAGGCGUGUUCAGCGAAGCCGUGCGCCUGAUCAAGGCCAACAACAAGUGCAACAUCCACUUCGUGGGCGGUGUGGACAAGUUGGGUUUGAGCAAGAUCAUGGACAUUUGGUACCUAAAGCAAGGCAACUACAAACGGAUCAAGGACCGGCAAAUUGUUUUUUUUGCCAGAUCUCCAGAAAGCAACUACUUAAAGCUGAAGACCUACGCUGAUAUAACCGAGGACCGCGACUUGGAGGCUAAGCUCUGCUUUGUGGAAAAAUACGAUGCUCUCGUUCCGAUGUUGGUGAAUCUUAUUAAGAAGCACUCGGAGGAAAACAUGAAAAAUGCAGACUUCAUACUUGGUACGGUCCACAAAGCAAAAGGCCUUGAAUUUAAAAAUGUGGCAGUCGGUGAAGACUUUGUCAAGGUUUCAAAACCAAGACACCAAGUCACGUCGGUUGACUUCGUUGCCAGAAGUAGAGUCCCCUCCGAUGAAUGGAACCUGCUCUACGUAGCGGUGACUCGUGCUAAAAGAGCACUGGUCAUCACAAGAGACAUCCGCUGCAUCAUAACUUGGACUGGCGAAUACUUCUUGAAGUCAGUCCCGCCUUUGACAGGAGGUUUUUCGGCAAUAUGCAGCACUUCCUACUGUCCCAACUGUGUGACGCCGGGUGCUGCCUUCAUGAUGUGCAAGAGACUAAUCAAAUAUAGAACCGGCGUGUCUUACGGAGGCCCUCUGUGCGAGAAAUGCGUGUUGACUCGCGUGGGUUCGGUGGCCUAUCUCAUGACGGAGGGGAUUCUAUCCAUGGCUUGAGCUCAGGACAGGACGUACAACUUCAAUGUUGUAUUGUCAGUGGGGCUCGUUUUUGUAUAGUAAGUUUGAAGAGGGUCUGUUUCCAGAUCAUUUUUCUUACACAUAUUGUUGUAAUAGCAGCGUAAUUUGUUGUAAAAGCAUCAUACUUCGGGGCGAAUAAAGUAUUUACCAGAAGGACGAUGUGUUGCAGCAUUUGUUUAGCUUUGGAAGCAUUCCGCUGAGGCGUAAUCAUCUGACAACAUCUGGACGAGAAAAAUGUGCUCCAGAAUAACAAUGUGGAAAUUCCGGAUGAAUUGAAUAAACAUUUAUUAUGGUUGCAGUUUGCACAUUCAACAAUGACAAGCGUAAAAUGUUUGAUAACAGUUGUAUAAAAAAAAAAAACAA